Messenger RNA from Stegastes partitus (bicolor damselfish), 1522 nucleotides. RefSeq lists its product as uncharacterized. Gene Ontology annotation, cellular component: membrane. The record is from RefSeq and is a predicted model, not a curated record. Gene Ontology annotation, molecular function: signaling receptor activity. The coding region runs from base 791 to 1450 and encodes 219 amino acids. Lineage: Eukaryota; Metazoa; Chordata; Actinopteri; Pomacentridae. Gene Ontology annotation, biological process: adaptive immune response. The transcript is spliced from 4 exons.
GGACCAUGUUGAGAUGCAAGAUGUCUCUCCAUCACACCUCUGCAGACAGUCCUGAGGAUGCUGGCUGGCAGGGAGAGAGGCUUGUCUCAGCUUCCUCAGGAAAUGCAGUCUGUGCUGGGACCGUUCGCUGAGGUGUUCUUAUGCCAGCUCAGGUCCUGUGAGAGUUUUUAUUAACAAUACUAUAAUACUUACAGUGAGAAGGGCAACACCGUAAUUUCUUUUCAAUGUAUUUGAAACUUACGGGAACAAAUACACAUUUAUAUGACACGUUGCAUGCGUUUCUGUAUUUUUAUCUCACAUAGUAACGCACAAUAGCUAGAGCAAUUCACCUUUCCUUUUGCUGAAUUUCAGAAUCUACACUUAGGCUUGUGGUUACUAACAGGUCUAUAAAUGAAGCACAGUUUCAGCUGUUUUCUUCUCAGUGUUUGGUUUAGACUAAAGCACAGGGGCCAGUUAAACUGCCGCCUCUAAGGACACAGCCGAAGGACAGCAACAAGUUCUUGUUUUUUUGCUUUUAAGUUGUUGUUUUUUUUCAUUUCAGGGGAGUUCUUCAGACUUAACCUUGUAUUCUAUCUUUCGCCAUCUAGGUUUCAGUAUCAUAACAUCACAGCAGCUUUACAAGAUAGAGAUCUUUCUUGUAAUCUAAGGAUGCAAACACCUGAAUGCAAAUGGUUGUGACUCACAGGAUGCACGUCAGUCCACAUCUAAACCUACAGGAAACACCGCCACACCGUCUGUCUGUGUGUGUGUAUAGUACUCAGUAUGAAACAAAGGCAGUCACUGCUGGAAGAUGACGCUGCUUCGUUGGUCCAUACUGUUGCUCUGUCUUUCUGUCAACUCCGAGACCAUCAUAAAGAAUGAAGGAUUAGGCCAGAAUGUCACUUUGAGGUGUUCUACAACUCCAGUAAAUAAGUAUAAGGGGAUGUAUCUGUAUCAUAAACUUGCUGAAGAGGAAGAAGUGUUUUACUAUCAAAAAGAUAACAAGAUUUCGCCACGACAAAGAUACGAUGGCAGGAUUCAGACAACAGGGCCUCUUGCAGACCACAGUAUCACCAUCAGCAACCUGACCGUGGAAGACUCUGGAUUGUACACCUGCACCUACACUGAAGGAGUCAACAAAAAAGACGGACACAGCGUCUACGCAGUUUUUGUAGCAGCCACAAGCAGCGGCAGCACAAGGAGGAAAGGGCCGCGGGUUGACGACCUCUGCCCGUGUCCGUCGCCCACCGCCGAGGAGAGAAGUCCAUCUCUGCUGUUGAUCAUCAUCGCCUGUGUCAUUGCCGCCAUCAUCAUACUGGUGACUCUGACCGUCAUCAUCCUGAUCCUGCCGAGGGUGCGACGGUGCAGAGGCAGCAGAAGAAGAAAAAACAACGCUCUGCCAGGUACCGGUGAUGGCGUUUAUGAAGUCAUGACCAACAAAGGCCUCUACCCCAUCGGAGAUCCAGAGUAGUCGUCUGGAUUUGCUGAGCAAUACUCUCACCUAGCCGGGCGUCUUCUUCAUGAGGGUUGGUUUAAAAAAAAA